Molecule: messenger RNA, 12509 nt
Organism: Culicoides brevitarsis
Lineage: Eukaryota; Metazoa; Arthropoda; Insecta; Diptera; Ceratopogonidae
Product: titin-like
Exons: 11
Coding region: 174-12509 (4111 amino acids)
Source: RefSeq, a predicted model, not a curated record
GCAAGAAAGAAGAAAUCACAGAAAUUUUGGUUAAACAAGAGGAAGGCAAAGCGCCUGAAACUCUUGUCACAUUCAGUGAAGUGCAAGAAACUCUUCCAGAAGAAACUGUCGAAGAUGUUAAGCCAACUGAAGGAGAAUUCAAACCAGAAUUGACUGAACUGCUUGUAGAGUUUAUGAAGAAAUCUGCUGCUCCCGAUGCUCAAAAACCAGUUGAAGAAACUACUGAGAUUGUCAUGGAGGAAGGUAAACCAAAGAAGAAGGUUACAAAACGACGUGUCACAAAGAAGAAGCUUACGCCAGAAGACGAAAACAUCAAGCGUUUGUUAGAAUUGGAAGUUUCGAAAACUCCUCUCGAAGAUUAUGAACAGUCUGAAUUCACUCCCAAAGAAAAAGAACAAGAAGAAACGCCUGAAGACAAAACACCUUACAAACGAGGUCCAAAGAAACAAAAACCUGCUCCAGAAGAGCCUGAAGAAAAACAAUGGCCUACAGGAAAGCGUCGUCCCAAACCAGAAGAAGAGCAAGAAGAUAUUUCUCUCAAGCCAAUUCCCAAGCCCAAGAAACAACCCAAAGAAAAACCCGAAAAGGAUGUCGAAGGACCCAAAUUCGUGCCAGAAACUAUCGAAGAGUUGCCUGAAAAGGUUCAAGUUGUUGAAACCAAGAAGGCUGAUGGCACAGUCAAGAAACAAACUAUCAAAAAGAGGGUUAUUAAGAAGAAGAAGGGAGACAAACAAGAAAUUACUGAAAUUGUUACCAAAGAAGAAGAAAACGCUGCUCCAAUUACAAGCGUUACAGUUACUGAAUCAACUGUUGAUGAGUCUGAGGAACCAUUUGAACCAUUCAAAGAAAUGUUGGAGAAACCUCAAGUCAUUGAGGAAGUUCCUGAAGAGACUACAAUCACAACAGUUAAGACUCGUGAAGGACCUAAGAAGAGCGUUACGAAGAAACGCGUCAUCAAGAAGAAAGAUGGAAAGAAAGAAACUGUUACAGAAAUUGUAACUAAGGAAAUCGAAGGUCACGAGCCUGUUACAACUGUCGAGGUAACUGAAGUUGCUCUCCCUCUUGACGAAAUUGUCGAAGAAGUAAAGCCUGAGGAAGUUAUUGAAGAACUUCCAGAGCACAUUCAAGUCAUUGAAACUCCAACAGAAGAUGGAACUUCAAAGACAAUUGUCAAGAAACGUGUCAUCAAGAAGAAGAAGGGCAAGAAAGAAGAAAUCACAGAAAUUUUGGUUAAACAAGAGGAAGGCAAAGCGCCUGAAACUCUUGUCACAUUCAGUGAAGUGCAAGAAACUCUUCCAGAAGAAACUGUCGAAGAUGUUAAGCCAACUGAAGGAGAAUUCAAACCAGAAUUGACUGAAUUGCUUGUAGAGUUUAUGAAGAAAUCUGCUGCUCCCGAUGCUCAAAAACCAGUUGAAGAAACUACUGAGAUUGUCAUGGAGGAAGGUAAACCAAAGAAGAAGGUUACAAAACGACGUGUCACAAAGAAGAAGCUUACGCCAGAAGACGAAAACAUCAAGCGUUUGUUAGAAUUGGAAGUUUCGAAAACUCCUCUCGAAGAUUAUGAACAGUCUGAAUUCACUCCCAAAGAAAAAGAACAAGAAGAAACGCCUGAAGACAAAACACCUUACAAACGAGGUCCAAAGAAACAAAAACCUGCUCCAGAAGAGCCUGAAGAAAAACAAUGGCCUACAGGAAAGCGUCGUCCCAAACCAGAAGAAGAGCAAGAAGAUAUUUCUCUCAAGCCAAUUCCCAAGCCCAAGAAACAACCCAAAGAAAAACCCGAAAAGGAUGUCGAAGGACCCAAAUUCGUGCCAGAAACUAUCGAAGAGUUGCCUGAAAAGGUUCAAGUUGUUGAAACCAAGAAGGCUGAUGGCACAGUCAAGAAACAAACUAUCAAAAAGAGGGUUAUUAAGAAGAAGAAGGGAGACAAACAAGAAAUUACUGAAAUUGUUACCAAAGAAGAAGAAAACGCUGCUCCAAUUACAAGCGUUACAGUUACUGAAUCAACUGUUGAUGAGUCUGAGGAACCAUUUGAACCAUUCAAAGAAAUGUUGGAGAAACCUCAAGUCAUUGAGGAAGUUCCUGAAGAGACUACAAUCACAACAGUUAAGACUCGUGAAGGACCUAAGAAGAGCGUUACGAAGAAACGCGUCAUCAAGAAGAAGGAUGGAAAGAAAGAAACUGUUACAGAAAUUGUAACUAAGGAAAUCGAAGGUCACGAGCCUGUUACAACUGUCGAGGUAACUGAAGUUGCUCUCCCUCUUGACGAAAUUGUCGAAGAAGUAAAGCCUGAGGAAGUUAUUGAAGAACUUCCAGAGCACAUUCAAGUCAUUGAAACUCCAACAGAAGAUGGAACUUCAAAGACAAUUGUCAAGAAACGUGUCAUCAAGAAAAAGAAGGGCAAGAAAGAAGAAAUCACAGAAAUUUUGGUCAAACAAGAGGAAGGCAAAGCGCCUGAAACUCUUGUCACAUUCAGUGAAGUGCAAGAAACUCUUCCAGAAGAAACUGUCGAAGAUGUUAAGCCAACUGAAGGAGAAUUCAAACCAGAAUUGACUGAAUUGCUUGUAGAGUUUAUGAAGAAAUCUGCUGCUCCCGAUGCUCAAAAACCAGUUGAAGAAACUACUGAGAUUGUCAUGGAGGAAGGUAAACCAAAGAAGAAGGUUACAAAACGACGUGUCACAAAGAAGAAGCUUACGCCAGAAGACGAAAACAUCAAGCGUUUGUUAGAAUUGGAAGUUUCGAAAACUCCUCUCGAAGAUUAUGAACAGUCUGAAUUCACUCCCAAAGAAAAAGAACAAGAAGAAACGCCUGAAGACAAAACACCUUACAAACGAGGUCCAAAGAAACAAAAACCUGCUCCAGAAGAGCCUGAAGAAAAACAAUGGCCUACAGGAAAGCGUCGUCCCAAACCAGAAGAAGAGCAAGAAGAUAUUUCUCUCAAGCCAAUUCCCAAGCCCAAGAAACAACCCAAAGAAAAACCCGAAAAGGAUGUCGAAGGACCCAAAUUCGUGCCAGAAACUAUCGAAGAGUUGCCUGAAAAGGUUCAAGUUGUUGAAACCAAGAAGGCUGAUGGCACAGUCAAGAAACAAACUAUCAAAAAGAGGGUUAUUAAGAAGAAGAAGGGAGACAAACAAGAAAUUACUGAAAUUGUUACCAAAGAAGAAGAAAACGCUGCUCCAAUUACAAGCGUUACAGUUACUGAAUCAACUGUUGAUGAGUCUGAGGAACCAUUUGAACCAUUCAAAGAAAUGUUGGAGAAACCUCAAGUCAUUGAGGAAGUUCCUGAAGAGACUACAAUCACAACAGUUAAGACUCGUGAAGGACCUAAGAAGAGCGUUACGAAGAAACGCGUCAUCAAGAAGAAGGAUGGAAAGAAAGAAACUGUUACAGAAAUUGUAACUAAGGAAAUCGAAGGUCACGAGCCUGUUACAACUGUCGAGGUAACUGAAGUUGCUCUCCCUCUUGACGAAAUUGUCGAAGAAGUAAAGCCUGAGGAAGUUAUUGAAGAACUUCCAGAGCACAUUCAAGUCAUUGAAACUCCAACAGAAGAUGGAACUUCAAAGACAAUUGUCAAGAAACGUGUCAUCAAGAAGAAGAAGGGCAAGAAAGAAGAAAUCACAGAAAUUUUGGUUAAACAAGAGGAAGGCAAAGCGCCUGAAACUCUUGUCACAUUCAGUGAAGUGCAAGAAACUCUUCCAGAAGAAACUGUCGAAGAUGUUAAGCCAACUGAAGGAGAAUUCAAACCAGAAUUGACUGAAUUGCUUGUAGAGUUUAUGAAGAAAUCUGCUGCUCCCGAUGCUCAAAAACCAGUUGAAGAAACUACUGAGAUUGUCAUGGAGGAAGGUAAACCAAAGAAGAAGGUUACAAAACGACGUGUCACAAAGAAGAAGCUUACGCCAGAAGACGAAAACAUCAAGCGUUUGUUAGAAUUGGAAGUUUCGAAAACUCCUCUCGAAGAUUAUGAACAGUCUGAAUUCACUCCCAAAGAAAAAGAACAAGAAGAAACGCCUGAAGACAAAACACCUUACAAACGAGGUCCAAAGAAACAAAAACCUGCUCCAGAAGAGCCUGAAGAAAAACAAUGGCCUACAGGAAAGCGUCGUCCCAAACCAGAAGAAGAGCAAGAAGAUAUUUCUCUCAAGCCAAUUCCCAAGCCCAAGAAACAACCCAAAGAAAAACCCGAAAAGGAUGUCGAAGGACCCAAAUUCGUGCCAGAAACUAUCGAAGAGUUGCCUGAAAAGGUUCAAGUUGUUGAAACCAAGAAGGCUGAUGGCACAGUCAAGAAACAAACUAUCAAAAAGAGGGUUAUUAAGAAGAAGAAGGGAGACAAACAAGAAAUUACUGAAAUUGUUACCAAAGAAGAAGAAAACGCUGCUCCAAUUACAAGCGUUACAGUUACUGAAUCAACUGUUGAUGAGUCUGAGGAACCAUUUGAACCAUUCAAAGAAAUGUUGGAGAAACCUCAAGUCAUUGAGGAAGUUCCUGAAGAGACUACAAUCACAACAGUUAAGACUCGUGAAGGACCUAAGAAGAGCGUUACGAAGAAACGCGUCAUCAAGAAGAAAGAUGGAAAGAAAGAAACUGUUACAGAAAUUGUAACUAAAGAAAUCGAAGGUCACGAGCCUGUUACAACUGUCGAGGUAACUGAAGUUGCUCUCCCUCUUGACGAAAUUGUCGAAGAAGUAAAGCCUGAGGAAGUUAUUGAAGAACUUCCAGAGCACAUUCAAGUCAUUGAAACUCCAACAGAAGAUGGAACUUCAAAGACAAUUGUCAAGAAACGUGUCAUCAAGAAAAAGAAGGGCAAGAAAGAAGAAAUCACAGAAAUUUUGGUCAAACAAGAGGAAGGCAAAGCGCCUGAAACUCUUGUCACAUUCAGUGAAGUGCAAGAAACUCUUCCAGAAGAAACUGUCGAAGAUGUUAAGCCAACUGAAGGAGAAUUCAAACCAGAAUUGACUGAAUUGCUUGUAGAGUUUAUGAAGAAAUCUGCUGCUCCCGAUGCUCAAAAACCAGUUGAAGAAACUACUGAGAUUGUCAUGGAGGAAGGUAAACCAAAGAAGAAGGUUACAAAACGACGUGUCACAAAGAAGAAGCUUACGCCAGAAGACGAAAACAUCAAGCGUUUGUUAGAAUUGGAAGUUUCGAAAACUCCUCUCGAAGAUUAUGAACAGUCUGAAUUCACUCCCAAAGAAAAAGAUCAAGAAGAAAUGCCUGAAGACAAAACACCUUACAAACGAGGUCCAAAGAAACAAAAACCUGCUCCAGAAGAGCCUGAAGAAAAACAAUGGCCUACAGGAAAGCGUCGUCCCAAACCAGAAGAAGAGCAAGAAGAUAUUUCUCUCAAGCCAAUUCCCAAGCCCAAGAAACAACCCAAAGAAAAACCCGAAAAGGAUGUCGAAGGACCCAAAUUCGUGCCAGAAACUAUCGAAGAGUUGCCUGAAAAGGUUCAAGUUGUUGAAACCAAGAAGGCUGAUGGCACAGUCAAGAAACAAACUAUCAAAAAGAGGGUUAUUAAGAAGAAGAAGGGAGACAAACAAGAAAUUACUGAAAUUGUUACCAAAGAAGAAGAAAACGCUGCUCCAAUUACAAGCGUUACAGUUACUGAAUCAACUGUUGAUGAGUCUGAGGAACCAUUUGAACCAUUCAAAGAAAUGUUGGAGAAACCUCAAGUCAUUGAGGAAGUUCCUGAAGAGACUACAAUCACAACAGUUAAGACUCGUGAAGGACCUAAGAAGAGCGUUACGAAGAAACGCGUCAUCAAGAAGAAAGAUGGAAAGAAAGAAACUGUUACAGAAAUUGUAACUAAGGAAAUCGAAGGUCACGAGCCUGUUACAACUGUCGAGGUAACUGAAGUUGCUCUCCCUCUUGACGAAAUUGUCGAAGAAGUAAAGCCUGAGGAAGUUAUUGAAGAACUUCCAGAGCACAUUCAAGUCAUUGAAACUCCAACAGAAGAUGGAACUUCAAAGACAAUUGUCAAGAAACGUGUCAUCAAGAAGAAGAAGGGCAAGAAAGAAGAAAUCACAGAAAUUUUGGUUAAACAAGAGGAAGGCAAAGCGCCUGAAACUCUUGUCACAUUCAGUGAAGUGCAAGAAACUCUUCCAGAAGAAACUGUCGAAGAUGUUAAGCCAACUGAAGGAGAAUUCAAACCAGAAUUGACUGAAUUGCUUGUAGAGUUUAUGAAGAAAUCUGCUGCUCCCGAUGCUCAAAAACCAGUUGAAGAAACUACUGAGAUUGUCAUGGAGGAAGGUAAACCAAAGAAGAAGGUUACAAAACGACGUGUCACAAAGAAGAAGCUUACGCCAGAAGACGAAAACAUCAAGCGUUUGUUAGAAUUGGAAGUUUCGAAAACUCCUCUCGAAGAUUAUGAACAGUCUGAAUUCACUCCCAAAGAAAAAGAUCAAGAAGAAACGCCUGAAGACAAAACACCUUACAAACGAGGUCCAAAGAAACAAAAACCUGCUCCAGAAGAGCCUGAAGAAAAACAAUGGCCUACAGGAAAGCGUCGUCCCAAACCAGAAGAAGAGCAAGAAGAUAUUUCUCUCAAGCCAAUUCCCAAGCCCAAGAAACAACCCAAAGAAAAACCCGAAAAGGAUGUCGAAGGACCCAAAUUCGUGCCAGAAACUAUCGAAGAGUUGCCUGAAAAGGUUCAAGUUGUUGAAACCAAGAAGGCUGAUGGCACAGUCAAGAAACAAACUAUCAAAAAGAGGGUUAUUAAGAAGAAGAAGGGAGACAAACAAGAAAUUACUGAAAUUGUUACCAAAGAAGAAGAAAACGCUGCUCCAAUUACAAGCGUUACAGUUACUGAAUCAACUGUUGAUGAGUCUGAGGAACCAUUUGAACCAUUCAAAGAAAUGUUGGAGAAACCUCAAGUCAUUGAGGAAGUUCCUGAAGAGACUACAAUCACAACAGUUAAGACUCGUGAAGGACCUAAGAAGAGCGUUACGAAGAAACGCGUCAUCAAGAAGAAAGAUGGAAAGAAAGAAACUGUUACAGAAAUUGUAACUAAAGAAAUCGAAGGUCACGAGCCUGUUACAACUGUCGAGGUAACUGAAGUUGCUCUCCCUCUUGACGAAAUUGUCGAAGAAGUAAAGCCUGAGGAAGUUAUUGAAGAACUUCCAGAGCACAUUCAAGUCAUUGAAACUCCAACAGAAGAUGGAACUUCAAAGACAAUUGUCAAGAAACGUGUCAUCAAGAAAAAGAAGGGCAAGAAAGAAGAAAUCACAGAAAUUUUGGUCAAACAAGAGGAAGGCAAAGCGCCUGAAACUCUUGUCACAUUCAGUGAAGUGCAAGAAACUCUUCCAGAAGAAACUGUCGAAGAUGUUAAGCCAACUGAAGGAGAAUUCAAACCAGAAUUGACUGAAUUGCUUGUAGAGUUUAUGAAGAAAUCUGCUGCUCCCGAUGCUCAAAAACCAGUUGAAGAAACUACUGAGAUUGUCAUGGAGGAAGGUAAACCAAAGAAGAAGGUUACAAAACGACGUGUCACAAAGAAGAAGCUUACGCCAGAAGACGAAAACAUCAAGCGUUUGUUAGAAUUGGAAGUUUCGAAAACUCCUCUCGAAGAUUAUGAACAGGUACACAAACAAUACAUUUCUUUACACAUUUCACAAAAAUUUACACACAUUUUACAAAAAACACAUUACACACACAUCAAGAAGAAACGCCUGAAGACAAAACACCUUACAAACGAUGUCCAAAGAAACAAAAACCUGCUCCAGAAGAGCCUGAAGAAAAACAAUGGCCUACAGGAAAGCGUCGUCCAACCAGAAGAAGAGCAAGAAGAUAUUUCUCUCAAGCCAAUUCCCAAGCCCAAGAAACAACCCAAAGAAAAACCCGAAAAGGAUGUCGAAGGACCCAAAUUCGUGCCAGAAACUAUCGAAGAGUUGCCUGAAAAGGUUCAAGUUGUUGAAACCAAGAAGGCUGAUGGCACAGUCAAGAAACAAACUAUCAAAAAGAGGGUUAUUAAGAAGAAGAAGGGAGACAAACAAGAAAUUACUGAAAUUGUUACCAAAGAAGAAGAAAACGCUGCUCCAAUUACAAGCGUUACAGUUACUGAAUCAACUGUUGAUGAGUCUGAGGAACCAUUUGAACCAUUCAAAGAAAUGUUGGAGAAACCUCAAGUCAUUGAGGAAGUUCCUGAAGAGACUACAAUCACAACAGUUAAGACUCGUGAAGGACCUAAGAAGAGCGUUACGAAGAAACGCGUCAUCAAGAAGAAAGAUGGAAAGAAAGAAACUGUUACAGAAAUUGUAACUAAGGAAAUCGAAGGUCACGAGCCUGUUACAACUGUCGAGGUAACUGAAGUUGCUCUCCCUCUUGACGAAAUUGUCGAAGAAGUAAAGCCUGAGGAAGUUAUUGAAGAACUUCCAGAGCACAUUCAAGUCAUUGAAACUCCAACAGAAGAUGGAACUUCAAAGACAAUUGUCAAGAAACGUGUCAUCAAGAAGAAGAAGGGCAAGAAAGAAGAAAUCACAGAAAUUUUGGUUAAACAAGAGGAAGGCAAAGCGCCUGAAACUCUUGUCACAUUCAGUGAAGUGCAAGAAACUCUUCCAGAAGAAACUGUCGAAGAUGUUAAGCCAACUGAAGGAGAAUUCAAACCAGAAUUGACUGAAUUGCUUGUAGAGUUUAUGAAGAAAUCUGCUGCUCCCGAUGCUCAAAAACCAGUUGAAGAAACUACUGAGAUUGUCAUGGAGGAAGGUAAACCAAAGAAGAAGGUUACAAAACGACGUGUCACAAAGAAGAAGCUUACGCCAGAAGACGAAAACAUCAAGCGUUUGUUAGAAUUGGAAGUUUCGAAAACUCCUCUCGAAGAUUAUGAACAGUCUGAAUUCACUCCCAAAGAAAAAGAUCAAGAAGAAAUGCCUGAAGACAAAACACCUUACAAACGAGGUCCAAAGAAACAAAAACCUGCUCCAGAAGAGCCUGAAGAAAAACAAUGGCCUACAGGAAAGCGUCGUCCCAAACCAGAAGAAGAGCAAGAAGAUAUUUCUCUCAAGCCAAUUCCCAAGCCCAAGAAACAACCCAAAGAAAAACCCGAAAAGGAUGUCGAAGGACCCAAAUUCGUGCCAGAAACUAUCGAAGAGUUGCCUGAAAAGGUUCAAGUUGUUGAAACCAAGAAGGCUGAUGGCACAGUCAAGAAACAAACUAUCAAAAAGAGGGUUAUUAAGAAGAAGAAGGGAGACAAACAAGAAAUUACUGAAAUUGUUACCAAAGAAGAAGAAAACGCUGCUCCAAUUACAAGCGUUACAGUUACUGAAUCAACUGUUGAUGAGUCUGAGGAACCAUUUGAACCAUUCAAAGAAAUGUUGGAGAAACCUCAAGUCAUUGAGGAAGUUCCUGAAGAGACUACAAUCACAACAGUUAAGACUCGUGAAGGACCUAAGAAGAGCGUUACGAAGAAACGCGUCAUCAAGAAGAAAGAUGGAAAGAAAGAAACUGUUACAGAAAUUGUAACUAAAGAAAUCGAAGGUCACGAGCCUGUUACAACUGUCGAGGUAACUGAAGUUGCUCUCCCUCUUGACGAAAUUGUCGAAGAAGUAAAGCCUGAGGAAGUUAUUGAAGAACUUCCAGAGCACAUUCAAGUCAUUGAAACUCCAACAGAAGAUGGAACUUCAAAGACAAUUGUCAAGAAACGUGUCAUCAAGAAGAAGAAGGGCAAGAAAGAAGAAAUCACAGAAAUUUUGGUUAAACAAGAGGAAGGCAAAGCGCCUGAAACUCUUGUCACAUUCAGUGAAGUGCAAGAAACUCUUCCAGAAGAAACUGUCGAAGAUGUUAAGCCAACUGAAGGAGAAUUCAAACCAGAAUUGACUGAAUUGCUUGUAGAGUUUAUGAAGAAAUCUGCUGCUCCCGAUGCUCAAAAACCAGUUGAAGAAACUACUGAGAUUGUCAUGGAGGAAGGUAAACCAAAGAAGAAGGUUACAAAACGACGUGUCACAAAGAAGAAGCUUACGCCAGAAGACGAAAACAUCAAGCGUUUGUUAGAAUUGGAAGUUUCGAAAACUCCUCUCGAAGAUUAUGAACAGUCUGAAUUCACUCCCAAAGAAAAAGAUCAAGAAGAAACGCCUGAAGACAAAACACCUUACAAACGAGGUCCAAAGAAACAAAAACCUGCUCCAGAAGAGCCUGAAGAAAAACAAUGGCCUACAGGAAAGCGUCGUCCCAAACCAGAAGAAGAGCAAGAAGAUAUUUCUCUCAAGCCAAUUCCCAAGCCCAAGAAACAACCCAAAGAAAAACCCGAAAAGGAUGUCGAAGGACCCAAAUUCGUGCCAGAAACUAUCGAAGAGUUGCCUGAAAAGGUUCAAGUUGUUGAAACCAAGAAGGCUGAUGGCACAGUCAAGAAACAAACUAUCAAAAAGAGGGUUAUUAAGAAGAAGAAGGGAGACAAACAAGAAAUUACUGAAAUUGUUACCAAAGAAGAAGAAAACGCUGCUCCAAUUACAAGCGUUACAGUUACUGAAUCAACUGUUGAUGAGUCUGAGGAACCAUUUGAACCAUUCAAAGAAAUGUUGGAGAAACCUCAAGUCAUUGAGGAAGUUCCUGAAGAGACUACAAUCACAACAGUUAAGACUCGUGAAGGACCUAAGAAGAGCGUUACGAAGAAACGCGUCAUCAAAAAGAAAGAUGGAAAGAAAGAAACUGUUACAGAAAUUGUAACUAAGGAAAUCGAAGGUCACGAGCCUGUUACAACUGUCGAGGUAACUGAAGUUGCUCUCCCUCUUGACGAAAUUGUCGAAGAAGUAAAGCCUGAGGAAGUUAUUGAAGAACUUCCAGAGCACAUUCAAGUCAUUGAAACUCCAACAGAAGAUGGAACUUCAAAGACAAUUGUCAAGAAACGUGUCAUCAAGAAGAAAAAGGGCAAGAAAGAAGAAAUCACAGAAAUUUUGGUUAAACAAGAGGAAGGCAAAGCGCCUGAAACUCUUGUCACAUUCAGUGAAGUGCAAGAAACUCUUCCAGAAGAAACUGUCGAAGAUGUUAAGCCAACUGAAGGAGAAUUCAAACCAGAAUUGACUGAAUUGCUUGUAGAGUUUAUGAAGAAAUCUGCUGCUCCCGAUGCUCAAAAACCAGUUGAAGAAACUACUGAGAUUGUCAUGGAGGAAGGUAAACCAAAGAAGAAGGUUACAAAACGACGUGUCACAAAGAAGAAGCUUACGCCAGAAGACGAAAACAUCAAGCGUUUGUUAGAGUUGGAAGUUUCGAAAACUCCUCUCGAAGAUUAUGAACAGUCUGAAUUCACUCCCAAAGAAAAAGAUCAAGAAGAAACGCCUGAAGACAAAACACCUUACAAACGAGGUCCAAAGAAACAAAAACCUGCUCCAGAAGAGCCUGAAGAAAAACAAUGGCCUACAGGAAAGCGUCGUCCCAAACCAGAAGAAGAGCAAGAAGAUAUUUCUCUCAAGCCAAUUCCCAAGCCCAAGAAACAACCCAAAGAAAAACCCGAAAAGGAUGUCGAAGGACCCAAAUUCGUGCCAGAAACUAUCGAAGAGUUGCCCGAAAAGGUUCAAGUUGUUGAAACCAAGAAGGCUGAUGGCACAGUCAAGAAACAAACUGUCAAAAAGAGGGUUAUUAAGAAGAAGAAGGGAGACAAACAAGAAAUUACUGAAAUUGUUACCAAAGAAGAAGAAAACGCUGCUCCAAUUACAAGCGUUACAGUUACUGAAUCAACUGUUGAUGAGUCUGAGGAACCAUUUGAACCAUUCAAAGAAAUGUUGGAGAAACCUCAAGUCAUUGAGGAAGUUCCUGAAGAGACUACAAUCACAACAGUUAAGACUCGUGAAGGACCUAAGAAGAGCGUUACGAAGAAACGCGUCAUCAAGAAGAAAGAUGGAAAGAAAGAAACUGUUACAGAAAUUGUAACUAAAGAAAUCGAAGGUCACGAGCCUGUUACAACUGUCGAGGUAACUGAAGUUGCUCUCCCUCUUGACGAAAUUGUCGAAGAAGUAAAGCCUGAGGAAGUUAUUGAAGAACUUCCAGAGCACAUUCAAGUCAUUGAAACUCCAACAGAAGAUGGAACUUCAAAGACAAUUGUCAAGAAACGUGUCAUCAAAAAGAAGAAGGGCAAGAAAGAAGAAAUCACAGAGAUCAUGACUAAACAAGAGGAAGGCAAAGCGCCUGAAACUGUCGUUUCUGUUAGCGAAGUUGAAGUUUUGCCUGAGGAAACUGUACCUGAGGAAGAUGUUGUUAUUCCUGCUCUUGAAGAAAAGGAAUUCAAACCUGAAUUGGCUCAAUUGCUUGUAGAAUUCAUGAAAAAGACAGCAGCUCCUGUACCACAUGAAGCUAAAGAAUUGGAAGAAACUACUGAACUGGUAAUGGAAGGCGGCAAAGCAAAGACAAAGGUAGUUAAACGUCGUGUUACAAAGAAAAAGAAGGUAUCUCCAGAGGAGGAUGAAACAAUUAAGAGACUGCUCGAACUUGAAGUUGAAAAGACACCUCUUGAACAAUAUGAACAGGUAGACACUUUAAAACAAAAAUACUUCUACAAACAAAAUUUCAAUAUUUACAUUGAUAUAAUUAUUUGA